Rotaria sordida is the source of this 4254-nucleotide messenger RNA. Lineage: Eukaryota; Metazoa; Rotifera; Eurotatoria; Philodinida; Philodinidae. The record is from the annotation of a GenBank genome assembly.
AUGACGUCUGAUGUCGAAGAUCUUACGAGAUUUUACGCUAAUUUACCUUCUAUCUUUGAAAUCGAUCCAUCAACUACUAUUCAAUCAUCGUCUGAUACUAUCAAUACAAUUGUUAAUAAUGAAAAAAUUUAUCAACCAAUAUUUGGUUCAUUCUUAUUUGCUAAUUCUGAACCAUUUACUAGAGCAGCAUUUAUCAAUUCUAUAUCAUCAUCAAUUGAUAUAAAAACAAUACAAAAACCAAAAAUGAAUGAUAAUGAUUCUAUUAUAAAAGAAAAUCAUAUAUCAAAUAGUACUAAUAUUCAAUCAACAUCACAUCCAUCAUUAGUAUCAAUUGAAGAUUUUAGUGAUAUGGAUAAUGAAGAUGAUUUUGAUGGUAUUUCUAUUCAACAUAAUUCUACUUUAAUAAAGAAAAAACUUAAUAAUGAUAAUAAUUUACUUGAUAGAUUUAGUCAUAAUCAUAAUGAAAAUGAUGAUGAUAAUAGUGAUUCAUUUUUAAAUGAUUUUACUGAUGAAGAACAACAACAACAUGAUUCAAUAUCAAUGUCAUUUCUAUUUAAAGAUAUUCCUGAUAUUGAUGAUCCAAAUGAACAUGAACAAGAAGAUGAUGAUAGAAUAUUAUUUGAUCAUAUGGAUAUGUUCGAUCAAUCAGAUUCAAUAUGUUCAUCAUCACCUGAUUCACUCUUAUCAUCAUCGCAUUUACGUGAUGAUGAUGACGAAGAGAUAAAUAAUAAUAAUGAUGAUGACGAUGUCACACUAUGGAAUGAUGAUUUUAUUCUUGGAAAAACAACUUUACAAAAUGAUCGACCAAAUGCACCAUUACCACCUCCAAUAGCUUUAAAUUUAGAUCUACAAGAUCAAGUAGAUUUUAUUGAUUCAUCACCUAGUAAUUCAAUAUGUUCAAAUGAUUCAUUACAUUUAAGUAUUGGUUAUACUGAUCAAGCACAAAUUUUUAUUAAUGAUGGUGAUGAUUUUAUAACAUCAUCUGAUUCAGAUAAUGAUGAUGGUAAUGAUGAUGAUGAUGAUGAUGAUGAUGAUAAAAUUCAUGUUGAAAAUAAUAUAUUCAAUUAUGAUGAUAAUGAAGAAUUAUCUCUACAAAUUAACCUUGAUUAUCAUCGUUCAAGAUCAUCUUCUUCAAUUCUUCAAAGUCUUAGUACAUAUUCAUCAUCACCUAUAGUUACUAUUGAUGAAGAUAUCAAUGAAAUAAAACCUAUUCAAUCAGGUUCUAUUGCUAAAGUUGAUGAUGAUGAUGAUGAUUAUGAUGAUUUAGAAAUAUUUAAUUUUGAUCAAUCAGUAUUAUCUAGAAUAUCAUUAGAAAAUCUUCUUCAAUUAAAAAAUGAAACAAGACAAAAUGAAAUUGUUCAUGAUAUUAUUCGUAUGAGACGUGUGUUUAAUGAACAUGAUAAUGAUGAUGAAUUUAUUGCUAUUAUGCAUAAUCCAAGUAUAUUUGAACAAGUAUUAUAUGAUAGUGAUAAUCAACAGCAAUUGGAUUUAGCCAAGCAAAUAAAUAUUGUUACUAGUAUGGUUCAUACAUCACCACAACCAUUCAUUGAUAAUAAAAUUGAAAGCAAAUCAAUUGAACAUUACCAAAAUAUACAACAACCAUCACCAUCAUCAGCAUCAUCAUUAUCAAUAUCGAACAGCAAAAAGAACAGUCGUUCUAACAUAAAAACAACAAAUAAUUCUUCUACUACUACUGUCAAUCACUUUCUCAUAGAUAAAGAAAAAGAAGAAAAUGUUGAUGCUAUUACUAGUUCUAGUCUAAUAGAAAAGAAAGAAGAGAAAUUAUCAGAAAAGACUUGUUCAAAUAUCAACAGAACAGACAUUAUGAAUAAUAAACAUGAACAACAAAAUCAUUAUCAAAUGAUGAGUUCAGAUGAUGAAUUUGAUAAUGAUUUAGAUUUAUUAAAUACACUUGCUCAACUUCAUGGUUUAGUUUAUAUACCUCGAUUAUCAUCAGAAAUAAAUCAAAAGACAAAUGAACAAAUUCAACAAUAUAAUGAAGAAAAAACUUCAUCAAAAUGUUUUUCUUUAACAUCAUUAACAUCUUCUGGUUUAUUUAAUAAUAAUGAAUCACAUUCUACUGAUAUUAUUUUUGAUUUCAAUGUAGCAUCUUCAUUAAAAGCAUCAACAAAUGAAUUAAAUAAUUCAAUAACAUCAUUAAAUCAUUUCAUAAUUAAUGAUUUACAAAAAACAAAUACAAUAUCAAAUAUAAAUAAUAAUAAUAAUCAUUUACAACAAACAACAAUACGAGAUAAUAUCAAUUCUAAUUUUAAUGAUUUAUACAAUCAAUCCAUGUCUUAUGAAUCUUUACUCAAUGACAAUACAAAUCUCAUUGAUUAUUUACAUUGGCUUAUAAAUCAUUUAAAUGACGAUUUAAAAUCACCAACUAAAUUUCAUUCAAUAGAAAAUCUUGAAAAUCUUAUUCAAAAUAAUCAUACAAUAACAAAUACUAUUCAUCAUACUAAUAAAUUUCAACAAUCUAAUAUUAUUCAAGAAGAAAAUCGUAUGUUAUCCUCUAUCAAUACUGAUAUUACACAAAUUAUUGAAAAAUUAACUUCAAAUAUUCUUCAAUUAAAAUUAGAUGAAAUCAAUGAAUCUAAACAACGAAUUGCAUAUUUUGUUGAUCAACUUUUAUCACAAGCAAUUUAUGAAGUUAAUAAUGAAGAUCAUAAUUUAAUGGUUGAUAAUCUUGAAUCAGUUAUGAAUUGGCAUAAACAAACAGAUGAACAAUUACUCGAUCCAUUUGAUCAAACAUUUGAUAAUAUGUGGAUGAAACAAUUUGAAGUAUCUGAUGACAUUAUAAACCAAAAUAAUAUUGAUAGAAUAUCAUUUUAUUCAAAUACAUUUGAUGAAUCAAAUUUAUUUUCUACUAUAUCAAAUCAAGAAAAUCCUAUACAAGAAUCUCUUUCAUCAUCAUUACUAAUAAAUUCUUUUGAUUCAUCUAUUACAACUAAUAAUUUAACGAAAUAUUCAUUGAUAGAAUCAAUUAGAAAUAUUAAUUCAGAUGAUAGUUCGAUUUUUCAAAAUGAUUUUAUUUUCAAUAAGAGCAAAUCAUCAAUAACGACUGAUGAAAAAAUUAAGGAAGAAAUAACUGAGUCAAAAAAUUUACCAUCAACUGAAAAUGAACAUAUUACUAACGCACCAACAACAAAAGAAAUCAAUGGAAGUGACAGUAUAAGUAGCGACAGUAACAAUGAUGAUAAUGAUGAUGAUGAUGAUCAAUCAAAAAAAUUAGCCAAUAUUUUUGCAACUACAUCACGUUUAUCACAAUUUGAAGCCUACGCUAGCGAUCAACCACUUAAUACACUAGAUGAAGUUGAUGGUGAAUAUGAAGAAGCAUUAUCAGAUCCACUUGAACAAAAAUCUAAUAUAACGAAAUCUACUGGUGGUGAUGAUGAACCAUGGGAACUUGAAGAUAGUGGUGAAGAAAAAGUAAAACCAAUACCAGCAAUAAUAUCACAAAAAUAUGAUUCAUAUGAUAAUGUUCCUUUGGAUUCUCCAGUAUUAAGAGUAGCAUCAAAAUUACCACCAAAAAAAGAAGAAUUCAAACAUAAAGAAGAAAGUACUGACGACAGUGAACAGGAAAAUUAUGAUAAUUAUUUUGAUAAACAUAAACCAACUGAAGAUACUAGUGAAACACCAAUAUCAAAAACUGUACGAUUUGAUGAAAAUAUAGAAAAAGUUGCUGUUUUAACACCACAAGAUAGUCUUGACGGAUCAGCAGCAUCAACUACAAGUAGUGAUACAGAUGACAUUGAAGAUGAAGAAGAUACAACACUGAAUUUUCAAACAGUUAACGAUCGAAUUACUGAUUAUAUGAGUGAAAAAGAAACAAAUAAGAAAGAAACUAAUGAGGAUAAAACAGAUGAAGUUACAACACGUAAUACUACUCAUCCACCAGAAACUCGUAUAACAUCAACAGAAAGUGAAGAUUUACCACCACCAUUACCACCGUUACCACCAUUAAAUAAAAAAUCAUCUACUUCAUCGGAUAACAUUCCAUUAAAAUCAACAACUUCAUCAUCACCAAAAUCCAAUAGAGACUUAAAACGUACAAUAAAUUUACGUUCUGAAUCAGAAAUGACUCCAACUAUGCAAACAACAACUGAUGCAAAAUUAUUAAGUGAUACAGAUACACCAAUGGUUCGAUCAUUUGAAUCAGAAUUUGAUAUUUUUGUUUUCUAUGAAAAUUAUCAAUUAAAAUUUUUAAUUAAAAUAUUUUCAUUCGAAUUAAAUAAUCUUUUAAAUUAUUAA